AUGUGGCCAUUUCUUCUGUACCACGCGGACCUUGGCGGUGGCACAGCAGGCGCGCGUGAUGACGCGCAAGAUGUCUCCAAAGAUUCGUGGCAUAGUCUGCAAGCGAAGUGCCACGCUCUGGAGGCUGAGCUGGAGGCGGAGCGCGCCACAGUUUGUUGGAUGCAGCAGCGCCUUGAGGACCUGGAAGCAAAGUUGGAAGCCGAGCGUUACCUGCGGCACAUCGUUUGCGAUGCAAACCGGGCGUGUGGGAUGAGACUCCUGAAUGACGUCCGGGAAUUGCAGUCGGCGAAUGAGACUUUGCACAAGCAGCUGAAGCAGUUGGACGCCGAGACCCACAUCCCGGACCAGGUGCAGCAGGUACAACAGGUGCAGGCUGCUCCGCUGUGCUCAGGGUGCGCUUCCGUGAAGGACCAAACUUCGUGCUUCGCGGGGCGCAGAAGGAUUGGAACUGCCACGGUUGCUACGGCUACAAUCAGCGAGACCACCGGCACGGCUCGCACGACCCGCACGGCCUGCACAGCGGGCAGCGCAGUCACCUUAGACACGCUGUCCGAGUCAUUGAGAAUGAGCAUCUUGCAGUGGUUGCCGGCCAGUCGGGUGUGCAGAUGUCGCGUGCUGUCACGGCGUUUCGUCGACCUCAAGGAGUUACUGGUGCAUCUUUGGACUGGUGCAGACUUGCUGAACAGCCCCAUGGCGCUGAUGCAGCGACGGCCAUGCCAGCCAGAGCGGCGCCAGAAGCAGGCAUGUUUGGGCUGCCUGGUGAUGCUUUCCAAGCACUUUUUCCGAGCAGCGCCAGAGUUCAUGCGUCAGGUGGUCUUGCGGAUUGCCCAACACGCGCUGAGCCGCAGCGCCAUUGACAAAUCACAGUCGCCUCCGAGGGAGGUCAGCUUGGAGGUUCGAGCGACGGCGGCGGUCAAGAUGGCCGUUCUGCUGAUGUCGUCACCGGGACUCGGGAGAUGGAUGCUGGGCAUGCCACCUCACAUUGGCUCUUGCCCCUUGGCUUUGCAGGCUCUGGCAGGCAGCUUGCAUUUUGCUUGGGAAAUUGAGUGA
Symbiodinium sp. CCMP2592 is the source of this 1050-nucleotide messenger RNA. The record is from the annotation of a GenBank genome assembly. Lineage: Eukaryota; Dinophyceae; Suessiales; Symbiodiniaceae.